Juglans regia (Persian walnut) is the source of this 3228-nucleotide messenger RNA. RefSeq lists its product as uncharacterized. The transcript is spliced from 8 exons. The record is from RefSeq and is a predicted model, not a curated record. Gene Ontology annotation, molecular function: protein dimerization activity; DNA binding. NCBI's taxonomy places the organism in Eukaryota, Viridiplantae, Streptophyta, Magnoliopsida, Fagales, Juglandaceae. The coding region runs from base 385 to 3105 and encodes 906 amino acids.
GAAACCCUAAACACGGGCGGGUUGAGUUAGAACGUUUCUCACCCAGCCAUCACACUCGCGAGUCGCGACUCGCUCCAUUCCUAAACCGAUCCCAGCUCGUUCUUCUUCCUUUUCUCCCUCCAAAUUUCUCAGACUUUCUAACACCCAACCUUACCUUUACUCUUAUUUCCUUUUUUUUUCUUUUUUCAUUUUCUCCUUGAAAUUCAAGCUAAGGAUUGGGCGUCCGAUUUUCUAAUUCAACACCCUUUUGCGGGUUUUGCGUAUAGGUCAUGAGGUUUGAGCUUUCCAUUGGAGCGCUACAAAUGAUUGCAAUUCCCCAUUCUAAUAAGUAAUAAGGUAGCCUAAUCAGAUAUGGUUAAAUAUGGCCACAGUACAACUUCUUGAAUGAUAGAAUUUAUGGCUCGUUCCUGUGGGAUUGUUGACCCUGGAUGGGAGCACGGCAUUGCUCAAGAUGAGAGGAAGAAGAAGGUUAAAUGCAAUUACUGUGGAAAAAUAGUUAGUGGGGGAAUAUACAGGUUGAAGCAACAUUUAGCUCGAGUUUCUGGAGAAGUAACAUACUGUGAUAAGGCUCCUGAAGAAGUAUACCUGAGAAUGAAAGAAAAUCUGAAAGGAUCCCGUUCCAAUAAGAAAGCAAGACAGUCUGAAGACGAGAGGCAGGUGCAUUCAAAUUUCCACUCCAACUAUGAUGAUGAGGAAGUGCAUGUUGAGUAUAGAAGCAAAGGAAAGCAAUUGAUGGUUGAUCGGGAUUCGUAUAGUGAUAGGAAUUUGGCUGUAAGCUUGAAUCCUCUUCGGUCACUGGGGUAUGUUGAUCCUGGGUGGGAACAUGGUGUUGCUCAAGAUGAGAGGAAGAAAAAGGUGAAAUGCAAUUAUUGUGAGAAAAUAGUUAGUGGAGGUAUUAAUCGGUUUAAACAACAUCUAGCUAGAAUUCCUGGAGAAGUAGCACCUUGUAGACAUGCUCCUGAGGACGUUUAUCUCACAAUAAAAGAGAAUAUGAAAUGGCAUCGUACUGGUAGAAGACACAGACAACCAGAUACUAGCGAAUUAUCAGCAUUCUUCAUGCUGACGGACAAUGAAAAUGAAGUUAAUGAAAAAGAUGAUGUUGCUCUGCAUCAAUUAAGCAAAGAAAGUCUGAUCGAUGGUGAUAGAAGAUUUGGCAAAGAUUCAAGAAGGGCAAUCAAGGGGAUGUCUCCCAGUAGUGGUUCUGAACCGUCAUAUAAGAGAUCAAGAUUGGAUUCUCUUUUUCUGAAAACACCAAAAACUCAGACACCACAGUCUUACAAGCAAGUAAAAGUGAAUGCAGGGUCGAACAAAAAAUUGGGCAAUGAAAUUACAUCCGCAAUUUGCAAAUUCUUUUACUAUGCAGGAGUUCCUUUACAAGCAGCAGACUCUAUAUACUUCCAUAAGAUGCUGGAGUUAGCUGGACAACAUGCACAAGGUUUGAUAUGCCCUCCGAACCAACUGAUAUCCGAUAGGGUUCUGCAGGAGGAACUUGCAACAAUAAAAAACUACCUAGUGGAGUAUAAGGCCUCCUGGGCAAUUACCGGUUGUUCUAUAAUGGCAGACAGUUGGAAAGACACUCAGGGUAGGACAUUAAUUAACUUUCUGGUUUCUUGCCCCCAUAGCGUGUAUUUUGUUACUUCAGUUGAUGCCACUGAUGUAGUAGAAGAUGCUUCUAGUUUGUUUAAGCUGAUGGACAAAGUAGUGGAAGAGAUUGGUGAGGAAAACAUAGUGCAGGUGAUCACUGAAAAUACUCCCAGUUAUAAAGCUGCUGGAAAGAUGCUUGAAGAGAAGAGACGGAAGUUAUUCUGGACUCCAUGUGCCACCUAUUGUAUUGAUCAGAUGCUUGAAGAUUUUUUGAAGAUUAGAUGUGUAGGAGAAUGCAUGGAGAAGGGAAGGCAAAUUGCAAAAGUCAUUUACAACCAAAUUUGGUUGUUAAAUCUGAUGAAAAAUGAAUUCACUGAGGGACAGGAACUUCUGAGGCCAGCUGUUACCAGGUGUGCCUCUAGCUUUGCUACUUUACAAAGCUUGCGGGACCACAAGGUUGGUCUGAGGAAAUUGUUUGUAUCAAACAAAUGGAUUUCAUCUCAGUUCUCCAAAUCAGACCUGGGGAAAGAGGUUGAAAAUAUAGUUUUAAACUCUACGUUUUGGAAGAAGGUGCAGUAUGUUUUGAAAUCAGUAGACCCAAUAAUGCAAGUGCUUCAAAAGGUUGACAAUGGUGAAAACUUGUCGAUGCCAUCAUUGUAUAAUGAUAUGUACAGAGCAAAGCUUGCUAUUAAAUCCAUCCACGGUGAUGAUGUACGUAAAUAUGGACCAUUCUGGAAUGCGAUAGAUCACCACUGGAAUUCAUUGUUCUACCACCCUCUCUAUAUGGCUGCUUACUUCUUAAAUCCAUCUUACAGAUAUCAUCCUGAUUUUAUGGCGCAUUCAGAGGUGAUGCGAGGACUUAAUGAAUGCAUAGUUCGGUUGGAACCAGACAAUCUGAGAAGAAUUUCGGCAUCUAUGCAGAUUUCUGAUUAUAAUUCUGCAAAAGCUGAUUUUGGAACUGAAUUAGCAAUAAGUACAAGAACAGAGCUUGAUCCAGCUGCAUGGUGGCAACAACAUGGGAUAAGUUCCUUGGAGCUGCAACGGAUAGCUGUACGCAUAUUAAGUCAGACAUGCUCCUCUGUUGGGUGUGAACACAACUGGAGCAUAUUUGAUCAGAUAUACAGCCAAAGGCACAAUCGUUUAGCCCAGAAAAGAUUAAAUGACCUUACCUAUGUUCACUACAACUUGCGGCUUAGAGAACGCCAACUAAAUAAAAGACCCAAUGGAAUCUCUCUUGACAGUGUUCUCGUGGAACGUCUGCUACAUGACUGGGUUGUAGAAGAAGAAAAACAAGCCUUGCCAGAAGAUGAGGAAAUCCUUUACAAUGGGAUGAAACAAGUUGAUACUGAUGACAAUGAUUCGGUUGAUUAUCAAGAUGGAACUGUAGAAGCUAGAAAGGGAUCCGUUGAAAUGGUCGCUUUGGCUGAUGUACAAUCAUCGGCUGUUAAUCCUGCCAAUGCUGGUGCCGCCCCUGAUGAUGAUGCUGACAUAGAUUUUUUUGAUGAUGGUUUGAGUGAUUAAUAGAUUUGUACGCAAUACUCUUCAUCAAAAUAAAAAUUAAAAAGUGAUCUGAAGUUCAUUUUAUAGAUUUUGCCGGGCAGGUUCUCAAACAAUCAAAUUAUAAAGAUACCUCUUUAUGCUGAA